Messenger RNA from Harpegnathos saltator (Jerdon's jumping ant), 2908 nucleotides. Its product is annotated as lariat debranching enzyme. Gene Ontology annotation, cellular component: nucleus. The record is from RefSeq and is a predicted model, not a curated record. Gene Ontology annotation, biological process: mRNA splicing, via spliceosome. The coding region runs from base 387 to 2465 and encodes 692 amino acids. NCBI's taxonomy places the organism in Eukaryota, Metazoa, Arthropoda, Insecta, Hymenoptera, Formicidae. Gene Ontology annotation, molecular function: RNA lariat debranching enzyme activity. The transcript is spliced from 8 exons.
CAGAUCAGGUUAAAUUCGGUUGAUAUGUAAGGUUUAAUCAAAUUUAGUUAGAAAAUUUGAAAGUAUAUGAAAAAUUAUUGAAAAUUUGUGCAAUCUCACGAAUUCAGUGUCAAUGAAAAAUUGGAAGGAAGGAAAGGAAAUCUGAUAUUUAUCUAUCUUAAAAGAGACGUAUGUUUAUGAAAAAGUUAUCAGAUUUUCUUUCAGAUUAAGUAAAAAUAUGCAUCCACAUAUAUACACAUACACACACACAAUGUUUACAGAUAUUCUGUGAUACGAAUUUUCUGAGCUACAUACAUCUAGACGUAUGUAAGAAUAUCUAUAUAUAUAUGACGAUUGUUGUAGGCAUCUGUGGUUAUAAAUUAUCGAUAUAUGAAUUAUUUUGAAAAAUGAGGAUUGCUGUAGAGGGUUGUACACAUGGUGAAUUAGAUAUUAUUUAUGAGACUAUACAGGAGAUUGAAAAAGUGGAUGGGAGAAAGAUAGAUCUGCUAAUUUGUUGUGGUGAUUUUCAAGCUACCAGAAAUUUAAGUGAUUUAGAAUGCAUGGCAGUACCAGACAAAUAUAAGGAUAUAUGUACAUUUUACAAAUAUUAUUCUGGUGAAAAAGAAGCUCCAGUAUUGACAAUUUUUAUUGGAGGCAAUCAUGAAGCUUCAAAUCAUCUACAGGAGCUACCUUAUGGAGGAUGGGUUGCACCCAAUAUCUAUUACCUUGGCUAUGCUGGUGUGAUACAAGUGGCUGGUAUCAGAAUUGCUGGACUUUCUGGCAUUUAUAAAAGUCAGGAUUGGAUGCAAGGGCAUCAUGAGAAGCCUCCUUAUACAUUUAGUACUAUACGAAGUGUAUAUCAUGUUAGAAAUUUAGAAGUAUUUAGAUUAAAACAGCUCUCUGGUAAGAUCGAUAUCUUCCUGUCUCACGAUUGGCCAGCAGGAAUAACAAAAUAUGGUGAUGAAGAUAUGCUAUUGAAACGAAAACCAUUCUUCAGGAACGAUAUAGAGAACAAUAUACUUGGUAGUCCACCAUGCAUGGAGCUAUUGGAGCAUCUCUAUCCGUCCUACUGGUUCUCCGCGCAUCUGCAUUGCAAAUUCGCUGCUAUCGUUCCGAAAAAAGGAGAGGAGGCGUGUGUGACCAAAUUCUUAGCGUUGGACAAGUGUCUGCCGAAGCGCAAAUUCCUCCAAGUGUUGGAAGUGCACUCACAGCAAGGCGAUCCUGUGCAGUUGAGCUACGAUCUGGAAUGGUUGACGAUACUGUACCUGACGAAUCAUCUGUUGAGCGUCAAGAAUAGUAUACAUUACAUGCCCGGCCGUCACGGCAGCGGCAGAUGGAUAUACACGCCAACCGCGAAGGAGAGGCAGACCGUGUACGAAAAGUUCGAUUCUAACUUGCGAAUACCACUUAAUUUCACUCGCAAUGUUCAGCCGUAUAAUCCGUCGAUCGACACUCAGAUCGAACAGCCACAGCUACUGAUAAAUGAUCAAACCACGCGAUUCUGUCAAACGUUGGGAAUUGACGAUCCAUCUGCCUUACUGCAAAUCAUUGCGAACAGCAAGGGCCACAGUAGAUCGGGCGAGAUGUCGAUGGAUAUGUCCUCCGUGGAGCCCAUGGAGAUUUCGACGUUGUUAGAUGAAGAAAACAUGCUCUUGAGUUCCUUUGAGGAUCAUUCGAGUAAAUAUUUGAGCGGUGAUGUCUCGCCCACGAACUCAUCCUCCAAAAGCAACAAUGGUGACGACGAACAUGAUGACUCAGUUGACGUGAACACGAGCGAAAGCGUUUUAGACGAUAGCAUUGCCAAUUCCACGACGUUCGUGGAUUCCGCCUUCGCGGACGAUAGUAAUGGACAAUGUGUACAAAUUGAACCAAAUUGCAAGAAAUUCAAACGUCGGAAUUAUUCUAUGUACUCCAACACACUCCAGAUAAUUGUGUAUGAGGAUAUUGUAAGCUUUCAACAGUCAACAGUUCUGGAAGCAAAAAUGGACAAAUUAACUAUCAUAUCAGGGAUAUUGUUUUUAGCUGCAGAUAUCUUUGCUAUAGCUAGUCUGGCUAUGCCAGAUUGGAUUAUCACUGAUGUUGGAGGUGAUACAAGAUUAGGUCUCAUGAUAUCAUGUAUGACUUUGUACAAUAGACCACAAGUUUGUUAUAAGUCAGAUUUACAAUCAGAAUGGUUGAUGGCACUGGUUUGCAUAUUUGUUGGUUGUAUUUUAAUAACAGCAACUAUAAUAUUAUUAGUUAGUUCGCAUUGGGACCGUAAUGUCAUCCCAUAUGCACGUUGGGUAGGAUUUGGUGCCAUGGUGCUAUUUUGUCAUGCAGCAGUUAUAUUUCCAAUGGGAUUCCAUAUUGAUGAAAUUGGUGGGCAACCUUACCAAUUACCAAAUUCGCAUCAAGUUGGAAUUUCUUAUAUUUUGUUUGUCUUAGCUCUAUGGAUCACUGUAAUUUCCGAACUUUUUGCAGGUAAAGUUUGUCUGCCACAUUUUUAGCAUUAUCUUACAAUACGAAUAUUUCACGGUUAUGUUUUGUUAACAUGUUCACUUCUAUUAUGUGGUAGUAUCUAUUUCUUUAUUAUGUAGAUUAGUAUAUAGAAUCAUUUAUAUUCCAUAAAACUAUAUUGUAAAGAUGUAAACAUUAAAUUCUUGUUUUAUAUGGUAAUUAUAUUAAAAUGUUACAGAAAUCUGUUAUAUUUACCUUCAGUUCGCGUGUCAUGUAAUAAAUACGAGAUUAAUAUAUAUAUAUGUGUAUGUAUAUGUGUGUAUGUAUGCAUGUAUGUAUGUAUGUGUAUAAGGGAUAAAGAUAUAUAAGAAUAGCAUUAAGAAUAGGGAAUGAUACAGAAACUGAUUGUAAUUUUAAGAGGAGAUAGUGAAUAAUUAAACAGUGAUAUUAUAUGUACACAUGUAUUUGACAAUAUAUACAUGUUUUAAUCGUA